Messenger RNA from Linderina pennispora, 1260 nucleotides. RefSeq names its product DNA-directed DNA polymerase delta subunit POL31. The coding region runs from base 1 to 1260 and encodes 419 amino acids. The record is from RefSeq and is a predicted model, not a curated record. Gene Ontology annotation, cellular component: delta DNA polymerase complex. Gene Ontology annotation, molecular function: DNA binding. The transcript is spliced from 3 exons. Gene Ontology annotation, biological process: DNA strand elongation involved in DNA replication; DNA replication. Lineage: Eukaryota; Fungi; Kickxellomycota; Kickxellomycetes; Kickxellales; Kickxellaceae.
AUGCUGGCUGACAGUACCGCGCAGAGGGUGUUUAACCGCCACUCGGGCGCGUUCCGGAUCGGCCAUCGCUCGUACAUACAGCAGUUUGCCAAGUUCUACUCCGUGCGCCUCGACGCGCUCAAGCCGCUGGUGCUGGCCAGCGCGCAAAAGAAAUGGUCGUCGCGGGCCUCGUGCACAGCCAAAGUCCUGAACGUCGAAAGGUCACAGCUGACAUAUAUUGCUGGCACAGUGUUUAUCGAGUCUGCUGGCAAGCCCAGCACUCUAGUGACAGAGGUGCGCAGCGCCGAGUCGCAGGUGCUGCUGGAGGACGAGUCGGGGAGGAUCCAGCUUGUGGGCAAGUUUGUCGACGGGUCGGUGUUUGUGUCGGGCACUGUGAUGGCAGCGCUGGGACGGGAAACGAGCGGCGGCGAGUUUGAGGUCAUUGAUGUGUGCUAUGCUGGCAUGCCGCCGCAGCCGCCACGGACCGGAAAUCAGACAAGGUCGUGGCAUUCGUAUCUGGCCUCAAUGUCCACUAGUGAGCAGCCAGUGACGCUGGAAAUGCAGGCUCUGGCCGAGUAUCUGUGCGGAUGCGCGGGGUCCAGCGAGACGCAGGAGAACGUGUCGAGAAUUGCGCAGGUUGUGGUUGCAGGCAAUCUAGUUGACAUGCCGCCGGCGCCCGUAGGCCAUGCCGAAGACAGCAAGGCAAAUGACCGCGCGCCGAUGCAGCAGCUGGUGGGUCAGCUUGACGAGUACCUGGCCGACAUUGCCGCCAGCGUGCCCCUGACGCUUAUGCCCGGCAAGCACGAUCCGACAGAUUUGGCGCUGCCGCAGCAGCCCGUCCACCCAAGCAUGUUCCCCAAGUCUCUGCAGUACUCGACAUUCCGGUCUAUCACCAACCCCGGAUGGCUGCAUGUCGAUGGCAUCAGUAUGUUGGGCACAGGCGGUCAGAACAUCGACGACAUCGCACAGUAUGCACUGAACGAUGUGACAAAAUGCCAGAUGGCCGCCAAAUCGCUGAGCUGGCGACACAUUGCGCCGUCAGCACCCGAUACGCUGUGGUGCUACCCGUUUACUGACUCUGACCCGUUUAUUCUCACCGAGACUCCGCACGUGUAUUUUGCUGGCAGUCAGGACGAGUUCGAGGCCAAGAUCGCCGAAGGGAGGGAGGGACAGAAGACAGUGGUGGUCAUGGUGCCUGACUUCUCGAAGACUGCGGAGAUUGUGCUGCUCAACCUGGCCACGCUGCAGUGCACGACUGUGCAGUUCUCGGUCGGUGUCUGA